AUGAAAAGACAAAACCAAAGCUCUGUGGUUGAAUUCAUCCUCUUGGGCUUUUCUAACUUCCCUGAACUCCAAGAGCAGCUCUUUGUGGUUUUCUUGGUGGUUUGCCUGGUGACUCUGCUGGGAAAUGCCAUCAUCAUAGUCGUCAUCUCCCUGGAACAGAGCCUGCACGUCCCCUUGUACCUGUUCCUCCAGAACCUGUCUGUGGUGGAUAUGGGUAUCAGUGCGGUCAUUAUGCCUGUUAUGCUGGUGAUCCUUUCCACUGAGAAGAUGAGGAUUUUUACAGUGGGCUGUUUUGCACAAAUGUACUUCAUUCUUCUUUUUGGUGUGACUGAAUGUUUUCUUCUGGGGGCAAUGGCUUAUGACCGAUUUACUGCAAUCUGCCAUCCUCUGAGCUACCCAAUGAUUAUGAACAAAAUAGUUUUUGUGAAAUUAGUUACAUUCUCAUGGGUCUCAGGGAUCACAGUGGCUACUGUGCAGACCACAUGGGUGUUUAGUUUUCCCUUUUGUGGCUCCAAUGAAAUUAAUCAUCUCUUCUGUGAGACUCCACCAGUGUUAGAGCUUGCAUGUGCAGACACCUUUUUGUUUGAGAUCUAUGCAUUCACUGGCACCAUUCUGACAGUUAUUGUUCCAUUCUUGUUGAUAUUCUUGUCAUAUGUUCGAAUUCUCUUUGCCAUUCUGAAGAUGCCAUCAACCACUGGGAGGCAAAAGGCCUUUUCCACCUGUGCCUCCCAUCUCACAUCUGUUACCCUCUUCUAUGGCACAGCCAGUAUGACUUACUUACAGCCCAAAUCUGGCUACUCCCCAGAAACCAAGAAGCUGAUGUCCUUGGCUUACACGUUGCUCACACCUCUGCUGAAUCCACUGAUCUACAGCUUGCAAAACAGUGAGAUGAAAAGAGCUUUGAUGAAAUUAUGGAGAAGAAAAGUGGAUAUACAUACAUUCUGAGUGUGUUGAGAAACCAUGUGAUAUUUGGUCUUGUGUGACUACACUGUACUUAAAUUUACUUAUGGUGAAAAUAGUUUACAUUCCUUUCUAUGAAUGUAUCAAUCUGUUGAGUUCUCCAAGUUUGAAAAUAUAUGAAGGAAAUAUAUCUCUUUAGAUAGUGUAUUCACAUUCAUUUUGCAUAGAUGUAUAACUUUGAUGACAUAUGAUAUAACAAUUUAUUUAUCAUUUCCUCUAUUGUGAACAUCCAUGUUGUUACUGGACUAUUGUCAUUAAGAUAAAACUUUAAUAAAAAACUCGAUCCAUAAAAAAAAAAAA
Messenger RNA from Bubalus bubalis (water buffalo), 1260 nucleotides. RefSeq names its product olfactory receptor 10A3-like. Gene Ontology annotation, cellular component: membrane. The transcript has a single exon. Gene Ontology annotation, molecular function: olfactory receptor activity; G protein-coupled receptor activity. Gene Ontology annotation, biological process: G protein-coupled receptor signaling pathway. The record is from RefSeq and is a predicted model, not a curated record. The coding region runs from base 1 to 945 and encodes 314 amino acids. NCBI's taxonomy places the organism in Eukaryota, Metazoa, Chordata, Mammalia, Artiodactyla, Bovidae.